AUGACGAUCAUCAGCGGUUCCAGCUCUGCAGAGAGCGUCAGGAAGGAAGCUCCCAACACGCCACCUCAGAUUCCGAUUCAGCUCGAGCCAAUCAUGGCCACCAGCGAACCGGGCUUCGACGACCUCUACCCUUGGCACAAGCACAGCGCCGAGCAGCCCAAGCUCGACGAACCGCCUCCCAUCGGUGGAUCCAUCGGCCCAGUGAUCAAGUUCGAGGAAGAAGCGCACGUGGCAGCUCAUCAGAUGGCGAGCUCUUCUCUGAGCUCGGAGCCAUCCACUUUCGCGAAUGUGCAUCAGUUCUCAAAGGUCGGCUCGUCGACCGUUGAGAAGCCACUGUCGAGCGCAGCCAUGUAUCGCACAGCUUCCGCUCCCAACACGCAGCUGUCUCCAGCCUUUUCUCCGCUGAGCAUCGCUUCAUCGAGCGUCUCGCUCCGAUCAUAUCAGCACAGUCCAGCCUCACCGGCUCCUUACGGCGGGUCACUGCAGGCCGACACUCCACCUGACGACCUCAGCGCUGGCGGUGAGAUCCUCGACAUCUUCUCGGACGACCGACUCCCCGGCUAUCAAGUGUGGCCGCGUGGGCAGCCCUCCUCGUCCGCCCUCGCUGUGCGCAUCCCUCGUCAGCUCGUGGGCUGGAAAGCCAUCCUCAUGGACGCAGGCAACUUUGACGAUGCCGCCUUCUCGUCCGAUGCUGCUCUCGCCAAAAAAGCGCGGCGAGCAUCCAAGGUCCUUGGCAAACAAGGUUGGGAGGUUCGACAAGAACGACUCAAAAACAGCUACGAUUUUCGCCGCGGCUCGGGGAUCUGGGCCUCCAUGCACGGCGGCCAUCGACUGUUCAAGCACGAAUGGCAUGUCAUCGUCAAGGACGGCACGAGAUACGUGUGGAGGAUGGACAAGAAGGCGCUGGCGCUGUAUCGCGAGGAGGACGAGGUCAAGGUGGCCGAGUACCGCAGAGCUAUGAGAGUGAAGUUGGGUAUCGACCAGACAUGA
This is a messenger RNA of Kalmanozyma brasiliensis GHG001, 990 nucleotides long. RefSeq lists its product as uncharacterized. NCBI's taxonomy places the organism in Eukaryota, Fungi, Basidiomycota, Ustilaginomycetes, Ustilaginales. The record is from RefSeq and is a predicted model, not a curated record. Bases 1 to 990 code for a protein of 329 amino acids. The transcript is spliced from 2 exons.